Molecule: messenger RNA, 2674 nt
Organism: Propithecus coquereli (Coquerel's sifaka)
Lineage: Eukaryota; Metazoa; Chordata; Mammalia; Primates; Indriidae
Gene: PFKL
Product: phosphofructokinase, liver
Exons: 20
Coding region: 1-2274 (757 amino acids)
Biological process (GO): fructose 1,6-bisphosphate metabolic process; canonical glycolysis; fructose 6-phosphate metabolic process
Cellular component (GO): membrane; 6-phosphofructokinase complex
Molecular function (GO): identical protein binding; AMP binding; fructose-6-phosphate binding
Source: RefSeq, a predicted model, not a curated record
AUGAAUGCUGCUGUCAGGGCUGUGACGCGCAUGGGCAUUUACGUGGGCGCCAAAGUCUUCCUCAUCUAUGAGGGCUACGAGGGCCUCGUGGAAGGAGGGGAGAACAUCAAGCAGGCCAACUGGCUCAGCGUCUCCAACAUCAUCCAGCUGGGCGGCACUGUCAUCGGCAGCGCCCGCUGCAAAGCCUUCAUGACGCGGGAGGGACGCCUGGCGGCGGCCUACAACCUGGUCCAGCGUGGCAUCACCAACCUGUGCGUCAUCGGUGGGGACGGCAGCCUCACGGGCGCCAACAUCUUCCGCAGCGAGUGGGGCAGCCUGCUCGAGGAGCUGGUGGGGGAAGGGAAGAUCUCGGAGACCACGGCUGAGACCUACUCCCACCUGAACAUCGCCGGGCUGGUGGGCUCCAUCGACAACGACUUCUGCGGCACCGACAUGACCAUCGGCACGGACUCGGCCCUGCACCGCAUCAUGGAGGUCAUCGACGCCAUCACCACCACCGCCCAGAGCCACCAGAGGACCUUCGUGCUGGAGGUGAUGGGCCGGCACUGCGGGUACCUGGCGCUGGUGUCUGCGCUGGCCUCGGGGGCCGACUGGCUGUUCAUCCCCGAGGCGCCGCCCGAGGACGGCUGGGAGAACUUCAUGUGCGAGAGGCUCGGGGAGACUCGGAGCCGAGGGUCCCGACUGAACAUCAUCAUCAUUGCUGAGGGCGCCAUCGACCGCAACGGGAAGCCCAUCUCCUCCAGCUACGUGAAGGACCUGGUGGUGCAGAGGCUGGGCUACGACACGCGUGUGACUGUGCUGGGCCACGUGCAGAGAGGGGGGACCCCCUCGGCCUUCGACCGAGUCCUGGUAGGUGGGUCCCCGUGCACGCGAUGGGGCCCGGCCCCUCCUCCUCCCCGCGAGUGUGGGAAACUCAGACCUGGGGCUGUGGGAGGCCCCACCCUGUGCCUCCUGGCCAGCCCCAGCCCAGGCUGCGGCAGUCAGCGCUGCAGACGGACCCUCCCGGUGGCCAUCCUGCGCCGCAGGGCUGCGCGUGGCACGACCGGCUUCCUUUCCAGGAGCUUCGAGAACAACUGGAACAUUUACAAGCUCCUCGCCCACCAGAAGGUGUCCAAGGAGAAGACCAACUUCUCCCUGGCCAUCCUGAACGUGGGCGCCCCAGCGGCCGGCAUGAACGCGGCCGUGCGCUCGGCGGUGCGGACCGGCAUUUCCCAGGGCCACACGGUGUACGUCGUGCACGACGGCUUUGAAGGCCUGGCCAAGGGUCAGGUGCAGGAAGUGGGCUGGCACCAUGUGGCUGGCUGGCUGGGGCGUGGCGGCUCCAUGCUGGGGACCAAGAGGACGCUGCCCAAGGGCCACAUGGAGUCAAUCGUGGAGAACAUCCGCACCUACAACAUCCACGCCCUGCUGGUCAUCGGCGGGUUUGAGGCCUACGAGGGGGUGCUGCAGCUGGUGGAGGCACGCGGGCGCUACGAGGAGCUGUGCAUCGUCAUGUGCGUCAUCCCGGCCACCAUCAGCAAUAACGUGCCCGGCACCGACUUCAGCCUGGGCACCGACACCGCCGUCAACGCCGCCAUGGAGAGCUGUGACCGCAUCAAGCAGUCGGCCUCGGGGACCAAGCGCCGCGUGUUCAUCGUGGAGACCAUGGGGGGCUACUGCGGCUACCUGGCCACCGUGGCGGGCAUCGCCGUGGGGGCUGACGCCGCCUAUGUCUUCGAGGACCCUUUCAACAUCCACGACUUAAAGACCAACGUGGAGCACAUGACGGAGAAGAUGAAGACGGACAUUCAGAGGGGCCUGGUGCUCCGGAACGAGAAGUGCCACGAGCACUACACCACGGACUUCCUGUACAACCUGUACUCGUCGGAGGGCAAGGGCGUCUUCGACUGCAGGACCAACGUGCUGGGCCACCUGCAGCAGGGCGGGGCUCCAACCCCCUUUGACCGGAACUACGGCACCAAGUUGGGGGUGAAGGCCAUGCUCUGGAUGUCGGAGAAGCUGCAGGCGGUCUACCGCAAGGGGCGGGUGUUUGCCAACUCCCCCGACUCGGCCUGUGUGAUCGGCCUGCAGAAGAAGGCCGUGGCCUUCAGCCCUGUCAUGGAGCUCAAGAAUGACACCGACUUCGAGCACCGCAUGCCGCGGGAGCAGUGGUGGCUGAGCCUGCGGCUCAUGCUGAAGAUGCUGGCGCACUACCGCAUCAGCCUGGCCGACUACGUGUCCGGGGAGCUGGAGCACGUCACCCGCCGCACCCUGAGCAUCGAGAAGGGCUUCUGAGGCCGUGGGCCGUGCCCUCACCCCGCACCCACCACCUCUGGCCUGCCCCGUCUCCCCGUCCCUGGCACGGACGCCACCCGCCAGACCUCCCGGGCCUGCUAUUGUGAGACCAGCCUGCCACCUCCUCCAGGACAGAGCCCCGGCGGCACCCACCUUCCUGCCCGGGGGACGUGGGCUAUCGGUGCUUGGACGCCGCUGCCCGCAGCCUUGGCACCCCGUGGGGGCCUCAGCCUCCCCCCACACCAGCGGCCCCACCCUCACUGGCCCACGGGCUGCCAGUGCCCAGGUCUGCACGCUGAGAAGGGGCCAUGUCCCCCAGUCCUCACUGUGACCUGCUCCCGCCACCACUGCCACCGGGUUGAGCAGUGUUUGUCACCUUUUCUAGAAUAAACACCCUGAC